AGUCCUGUUCGUGUACCCUGUGGACUUAAUGCUAACUAGUAGACACCAAUAAUUCGUCGUCGGCAAGCUAUAAAAAAGAAAACGUUGGGAAUGGAUUAAUUCCUGAUGUUGAAUGUGGUCGCCACUUGGUACCGUUUCACGCAGGCGAGUUAUUAUGCAACCGCCGCUUUAAUCCAGAUUAGGAUUACGAUCAACACUAAAACGUGUACACUAGCUAGUAUUGUGUCUCAGUUCAGUCGGAAAGCGGUAAAAUUGUGUCUUAUUAAUGCUGGGAUGCUCGACUGGUCACAUAGGCUGAAAGACGCGGCUGUGUUGGAUCACUCUAUAGCUGGUGACAGCAGCAAGUCUCCGGCUUUCAACUGAGACCAAAAUAGGAGCUCGACAUUUUGUAAUCCUGCAGCCGACGCCAAAUAUACAGGAGCCACACAUGUCUGAUUUGGCCAAACACAAGGCGCUCUGUUGGGGAUACAAUCUAUUCGGUGAGCUAAGGACAAGCUGAGUUAACUAGAUAGAUGGUCAGUUGCGAUGUCCGGGAAUGCUCAAAGCGGUUACUCCUACGACUUCUACGAUGCCUCUCACCCUUCAGAAGUGCUUGAAGCUCUUCACGAGUUUCACAACAGCGGCCUGUUCACCGACAUCGCCCUGCAGUCCUCAUCGGGACAGCUCUUCCACUGCCACAAAGCCGUCCUAUCAGCGCGCAGCUCCUAUUUCAAAGUAAUGUUCACCUUAGACAUGAGAGAACGUGCGAACGACACCAUCAACCUACCUUGCGUAGACGGAGAAAUUUUGGGUGCUUUGGUGACCUACGUGUACACCGCCAAAAUCGGCAUAACUCAAAACAACGUACAACGUCUACUGGAGGCCGCAGACCUGCUGCAGUUCAACUCGCUCAAGAAAGCCUGCGAAAACUUUUUGAUUCGUCUGCUAGAUGUUGAUAAUUGCCUCGGGAUGCAUUCGUUCGCUGAGCUUCAUGUUUGUUCAGCAUUGGAAAGAGCGGCUUUGAGGAUCAUCCUGAGUCGUUUUGAAGACGUCACGCUUCAGGAUGAAUUCCCAGAGACCGGUUUUCAAAAGCUGAUGGCGAUUUUAUCAACAGAGAACCUAAAUGUGUGGAAAGACACAACGUUAUUGGAUGCGGUCGUGAAAUGGGUCGUUUAUGACGUAGCUUCUCGAAUUGAUCACAUUCAAGAGCUCCUCAACUGCAUUCAUAUUAACGUAGACGAUGUUUAUCUGAAAAUGGCGUUAGAUCUGCGCAAAUGUUGCUCUGAGAGCAAACUGAGAUCUUUAAUUCUGACCUCCUUGAAACCAAGUAAAGGUUUUUCAGACUGUUGCAAGAAGCCGACAUGCAGUUUGUAUGUUAUCGGUGGAUAUUAUUGGCAUCCUUUGUGCGAAGUUCACAUGUGGGACCCCGUUUCCAACACGUGGGUUCAGGGAAAAGACAUGCCUGAUUUUGCAAGGGAGAGCUAUAGUGUGGUUCUUCUAGGGGCUGAUAUUUAUGUGACCGGAGGGUACAGGACAGAGACUGUCGAUGCUUUAGAUAAUGUGUGGAUUUAUAAUACAGAUUCAGAUGAAUGGACUGAAGGAUGUCCGAUGAUCACAGCUAGGUAUUAUCACUGCUCUGUGGCGUUACGUGGAUGUGUAUAUGUGAUAGGUGGAUAUACAGCAGGCGCUCCUACUCAAGAAACUGAAUUUUAUGAUCCUUUGAAGAAGACUUGGUUUCCGGUGGCUGAAAUGAUACAAGGUGUGGGAAACGCAACCGCUUGUGUGGUGAAUGACAGAGUAUAUGUAACUGGAGGGCAUUAUGGGUACAGAGGAACCUGCACUUAUGAGAAGAUUCAGACUUACAGGCCAGACAUCAAUGAGUGGAGCAUCACAACAAUCUGUCCACAUCCUGAGUACGGCCUUUGCUCGGUGUCCUUAUACAAUAAGCUUUAUCUGGUUGGCGGUCAGACGACUAUCACAGACUGCUACGACCCCGAGCGAGAUGAAUGGAGACAGAUGUGUGCCAUGAAGGAGAGAAGGAUGGAGUGCGGAUCGGCUGUCAUAAACGGGUGCAUCUAUGUAGCAGGAGGAUAUUCAUACUCUAAGGGAACGUACCUGCAGAGUAUAGAGAGGUACGACCCGGAGAUAGACUGCUGGGAGAUAGUGGGAAACCUCCCGUCCGCUGCACGCUCACACGGAUGCGUUUGUGUGUUCGGUGUGUGAAGUCAUUAUAGUAAGUCUGAGGUAAGUUAAAGGGGUACUUCGCCCAAAAAUGACAUUUAGUUUUUUGUUCUGUUGAACUCAACAAAACUGAUUUAUUGAAACCUGAUUAUGUUGGAAACCUUUAACCAUUGACCUCCAUAGUAUUUGUUUUUUCUAUUAUGGAUGGCAGUGGUUACCAGUGUUGGGGAAAGUUACCCUUAAAGGUAAUGCAUUACAAUAUUGAGUUACUCCCAGAAAAGUAACUUUGCUCAGUUACUUUUUAUGAAAAGCAAUGUGUUACGUUACUUUUGAGUGACUUUUUCAUACUUCAAAGCUUGCAGGUAGAGGUCUGCAAUAAAUUUCUGAAAAAAAUGCGGUAGUGGUUAGUAACUCUGGUGUAAUAUGAACUCGAGUAGGCAUCUAACAAUAUAGUGCUCCUGUGUCCAGGCAUUAAUUCGCAAUAGCAUAUCUGUGAUUUCCUUAUUCUUAUUGAGCACUGGUACAGGCAGUGUUACAGGCUGUUACACAUGCUGAACGCAUGGACCUGUGCUUCUUUUAUCCCACACAGUCUGUGCGUGUAUCAUCUGCAAACCGGGUCCUCAGAGCGGGCUUUACCAACAUGACAGAGCAAAGUGAAGUUGUGCUGUCCUUCAGCUUGCAUUAGAAAACAGUCAGUUAACUGUUAGGAAAUCCACAUCAGCCAAGUCUGAGGAACGGGAGUCUUUUUUAUGUGUCAUAGAUGCUAAUGGCAAAAAAAUUACCCUUUGCGUGAUGUGAUAAUACCUCAAAGUUUUCCCCUUUAGCAGUCACAAGCAAAAUAAGUAUUGAACAUGUCACCAUUUUCCCAGAAAACGUAUUUCUAAAUAUGCUGUAAACUUUACUGGAUGUUGGUUUUUACUGAGUGUUGAUAACAACCAAAGAAAUCCAUGUGCAAAGAAAACAAAUCUAGUUUACAAAUGAAGUUAUGUGCAAUAAAAUGAAAUAACACAGGGAAGAAUUAUUAAACACAUGAAGAAA
This is a messenger RNA of Danio rerio (zebrafish), 3198 nucleotides long. The record is from RefSeq and is a predicted model, not a curated record. Lineage: Eukaryota; Metazoa; Chordata; Actinopteri; Cypriniformes; Danionidae.